Messenger RNA from Peniophora sp. CBMAI 1063, 1704 nucleotides. Lineage: Eukaryota; Fungi; Basidiomycota; Agaricomycetes; Russulales; Peniophoraceae. The record is from the annotation of a GenBank genome assembly.
AUGGCCUCCGUCGCGCGCGCCUACCUCUCGCCCUCGGCCUGGCGCCUCGAUCCCGCGCCGUCCAGCUUGGCGCCGUCUCACCUGCGCGGCUACACCAAUGCGGACAUGGAUCCCGUCCCGCCUGCAGAGCGCAAAUGGACUACGCUUUCGUAUAUUGCGUACUGGAUAUCCGACGCGACGAACGCGGCCGUGUGGGAGCUCGCGUCGUCUAUGCUUGCGCUCGGGUUGAGCUGGCGGCAGGCCGUGCCCGCGAUAGCGGUUGGGCAUAUCAUCAUCGCCGUUAUCAUGGUGUUGAACGGAACGGUUGGCGCGCGCCUGCACAUCCCGUUCCCGGUGCUCAACCGGAGUAGCUUUGGGUUCUGGUUGAGCUACUUCUCGGUCAUCAGUCGUGUGAUCUUGAGCAUGUUCUGGUUUGGGAUCCAGACUUAUACCGGGAGCGAGUGUGUAUACCAGAUGCUCAAGGCUAUAUGGCCCUCGCUCGCACGCUUACACAACGGUCUACCUGAGAACGCGCACAUCACAACGGCGGGAAUGAUGUGCUACUUCCUCUACUGGCUCAUCCAGUUCCCGCUCAUGUUCGUCUCACCGCAACGCAUCCGCUGGCUCUUUGUCCUCAAGGCUAUCAUUGUACCUCCGACAUGGCUCGCUAUGCUCAUCUGGGCCUUCGUCAAGGUUCCGACCUCCUCCAACGCAGGUCUCAUCGCGGAUCACGCCAGCCUGCACGGUGCCUCUCUCUCGUGGGCCUGGCUCUCCGCACUCAACUCCGCGCUCGGCAUCUAUGCAACGUUAGCAGUCAACAUUCCGGACUUUACUCGCUACGCGAAAGACGAACGCGCGCAAUACGUACAACUCAUCAUCAUCCCCGUCGUCUUCACUUUCUUCAGCUUUGUCGGUAUUGCCGUAACAUCCGCCGGCCAGGUACUCUACGGCGCGACGCUUUGGGACCCUCUCACGCUCAUUGACAAGUGGGACAACCGCGCCGCGGCGUUCUUCGCCUCUUUUGCUUUCGUGCUUACCACCCUCGGCACGAACAUCUCCGCCAACAGUCUUUGCGCGGGUAAUGAUAUGACUGCGCUUGCGCCCCGGUGGAUCAACAUCCGGCGUGGCCAGAUUAUCUGCGCAAUCAUUGGCGGUUGGGCGCUCGCUCCUUGGGAGAUCCUUGCGAGCGCAACAGGCUUCUUGAGCUUUAUGAACGGCUAUACCGUCUUCCUCGGUCCUAUUGCUGGCAUCAUGGUCGCAGACUACUGGAUCAUCCACCGCGGUAAUGUCGACGUACCGGCCAUGUACGACCCGCAUGGUCGAUACAGGUAUACUGGUGGCGUUAACUGGCGCGCUCUCGUGGCUCUUAUUUGCUCAGUGCCGCCGAAUCUGCCCGGACUGAUCCACAGUAUCACUCCAAGCAUUCCAGUCGGCGGGGCGGUGUAUGUCUUCGACGUCGCCUAUCUCUUCGGAUUCUUCGUCGCUUCUGGCGUCUACAUCGUCCUUUCGCUCGCCUUCCCCGCCCAAGAAACCAUACUCGCCGCACCUAUUCUCGACCUUGACGACGCCAAAGCCUAUGCAUCCGGACACGAUGACGUCUACGCCCAACGCUAUGAGUACGAUAACGACGAGAAGAGCGCGACUGAAGAUGCUGGACGAGAUAGGAGCUCUGCGGAGAAAGAGAAGGAUCCGUAUGAUGUUAGGGUUCAGCCUGCCACCGCGUGA